CCGCAGCUGCCGGGCCCGACGCCACCUCCCCUUCUCGGGGCGUCAUCGCAGCGCUCGAAGGACUCGCGUCGAGCCGUAUUCAGUGGAGAAUCUUUUUGGCGUUUCACGCUCGCACCGGAGGCCAUGGGUCGUAAGCGGUGCACGACGCCGUGGCCACUGUUAGCCGUGCUCGGUGGUGCUCUCUCACUGCUCUCAGCGCCGGUCUGGGCGCAGGGCGCCGAGUCGGCCACGCGCAACUACGAGGACGACCUCAACGACGUGCUCAAGGUGGCGGUGGAGAAACUGCUCCCGCUCGUAAUGGACAUUGUGACGAGACCCGAGGUGUCAACCGACUGCUCGACAAGCAUGCUAAAGACCUUCGUGGCUCUGCGUCAACAGAAGGCUUGGGCCAUAAGGAUGGCCAUGUCCAACGCCAUGUACGCACCCAACGCCCUGGAAGGCACUUACGUGGCAAUGGGAGGCUAUGACCAGUGCCUUCGCACUCGGGUGCGCUCGUCCGAUGGUGAGCUCUAUUUCAAGGGCCAGUACUGCUCCGUGGUGUUUUCCCUGCCCGCGGGCUACUACAGGCGCUUCAUCGAGUCCUUCCACGAGGUCGGAGAACUACAGGGUCGCCUCGACCCCCUAACGGCCUCAUCACCGGAUCGAGAAGGCGUGGACACCCUCGGAGGACUUUGCGCGCCCUCGAUGUGCACGAGGCAGGACCUCACCUUUCUGGUCCGCUCACUGAUAAACGAGUACGGAGGUAACGCCACAGUGACUUCCUGCAGCACUGAUGACGCCAAGGUGGUGAACUCAGUUCAAGCGUUUUCCAUAGCAGUGCUCUGUCUUUUAGGUGUCCUGGUCGGCGUGGGCACCACACUAGAAUGGCUUCCUCAAGCCGACCUUCACGCUCUCAGGAUCAAACGAGGAGGUACUGUCAGGCGUGUUCUGCUGGUCUUCUCUGCAAUAACGAACACCAAGAUCCUCCUAAGAACGACAGUGAAGACCCAAAACGAAGCUCUGAAGUUUAUAUGUGGCUUGAAAGUAAUCAUGACCUUCUGGGUGGUACUCGGACACGCCUACAUCAUUCUGCCAAUGGGAUAUUUCCAUGCGGUGUUCGCAAUGGAUUCCAUGACGGAGAAUUUUACAUUCCAGUUUAUCACUAAUGCCUUCCUCAGCGUCACAAUUUUCUUCUUUUUAAGUGGAUUUCUGCUGGCGUACGUCGCAGUGGCGUCUCGAGAAGUUCUCGCGAGAACGAACCCAUUUCUUCUUUACAUUGUGCGAACGUCGCAACGAUAUAUCAGGUUGGUAGUGCCUGCCAUGGCAACAAUACUCGUGGCUUUCCUGCUGCCGCUCUUCGCCUACGGUCCAGCUGCGAACGACGCGUACAGCCAGUACAUCCACGGUUGCUACAGCAAAUGGUGGAUCGUGCUAUUGCAAGCAAAUAACUUCGAUAACUCCGAGCACGUGUGCUUGCAACACAUGUGGUACAUCAGCGCAGAACUUCAAAUAUUCCUAGUCGUCGCAUUUCCUCUAGCGCUGCUGUUUAUUAAGCAUCCGAGAGCGGCAGCUAUCAUCGGAGCUCUCACGGCCGCUGCGUUCUGCCUUAUGACCUGCGUCCAGAUCUACUCGUGGGACCUGUUCUAUGCUUUCACGAGUGGGUCCAAUGACAUGAGGAGAGUAAAAGACACGCUGGAGCUCAUCUACUUCCGCCCCUUCACGCACGCUGGCUCGUACAUCAUCGGGGUCAUGUGCGGCUACGUAGCAGCGCAGUACAAGAACGUCACAAUAAAGCCGAACGUCGAGAUGGGCCUGUGGCUGGUCUCAUUGGCCCUGGCCUGCGGCGUCUUGUUCGCCUCGUUCCCUUGGAAUCAAGGUCAUUUGCCAGACGCCAUAACCAACGCUCUCUACGGGGGAUUCCACCGGCUCCUCUGGUCGCUCGCCUUCUUCUGGCCGUCGUACGCCUGCGCCACAGGUCGUGGAGGUGUCCUGAACAAUAUGCUGUCUUGGAGUUUUUUCUUGCCGCUGUCGAGGCUGACUUACGGGAUCUACCUAAUACACGUCCCGCUCUAUAUAACUCGCAUGCUUCGCUUGAGGAGCUACAUCAACACGGACGAGUUCUUUCAGCUGACAACCGCCUUAGGGGUGUUCUUGCUGAGCGUGGUGUUUGCCUACCUGCUGCACGUGUGCAUCGAGGCACCCACUGUGCGGCUCCAGAAGCUGCUGUGCGAAGGGGACACCGGCGACACCGUAGCAGCGACGCCCGUCAACGGAAAGCCCCGUAACUUGAACGUGGGCGCCAUCCAGAAGUCGGCCGUGUAACCGUUGCUAGGGCCUGUGAGACACUCGACAUCCAAAAGGGACGCAGUUCUCCUUUCAGUUUCAGCUUCCCUUAAACCGAUUGCUCAUUCUUGCGAAACAGCGCAUGCCUUCAUUUCCAUUCGAUCCCUCGGCGCGGUGGCGUGCUAUUGUUAAGCGUGAGGCUACGGACUUGAUUCCAUGCAGAUGGGACCAGGGUGGAAUGCAAACAGACUCGUAUUCCAAGCAUCGGUACGCAUUACAAAAACACGGCAGGGCAAAAUUAAUGCUGAGUCCCAUACACCACGGCUUAUCCAUCAGCUUCUAGUUGUGGUGGUUCUAAAGAAUUACAACUGUCGUCGUGCGUUCUCCUUCUGCUGAUAUGAAGUGUAUGAGAAAUAAAAACUGCAGUUUUCUGUCAAAGCCAUAUACUAAACCACAUUUCCCACGCAAGCGGGCAUCUUGGCUUGAGCUAGAGCUUGCUCGCAGUACGACUACGGUAUGUGCAACACAAACCGCAGAGCCCUCAGUCACCAGUUCGGCAGCACGUAAAUCAAAUCAAGGACACGAGAUUCAUCUGCGUGAUUCACAGGAACUUAAAUGAGACCGUGUGCAUGGUACAACCCAAAUGUUCAAAAUGCACGCUGUGCUUAGUAUACGCUGUUGUGCACGCUGUAGUGUAUGUUUGCAUCACCACAGCUUGCAACUCUCCUCUUUCCUACAGUGACAGCCGCGAUAGCAAAUCUGAUGGUAACAGGCCUUCCUAUUAUUGGACGACUGCAGAUAACUACCGCGGUUCAGGCAGUGGACGAGGUACUGCGUCAAAGCCUCCUAAGUAAAUGAGUUCGGAGUUACGGCAUUAACCUAGUUUACUUAUGUUUGCGUUAAAAAUCACACAGCGUCAAUAACGCCGACGAGACAACUGCCCUGCACACCUGUGGUGUUCCCCUUGUCAGCUUCGUCAGUGCACUACAGAAUGAACAGUUGGGUGGUGUUAUCCACAACUGUUGCUCUUGUUCACCUGAACCCUGCGGCUCCAGAUGAGCCUUCGUCUUCAUCGUCCACAUGGUGGUGUGUGCACGAAUAUAGACAUUUCAAGCCGAAUAAAAUAGGCAUAUAGUAGUUCUAGAACCAAAUAAAAGAUAUUACGAUGAUUUUUUCGAAUACUGAA
Messenger RNA from Rhipicephalus sanguineus (brown dog tick), 3448 nucleotides. RefSeq names its product nose resistant to fluoxetine protein 6-like. The transcript has 15 exons. The record is from RefSeq and is a predicted model, not a curated record. NCBI's taxonomy places the organism in Eukaryota, Metazoa, Arthropoda, Arachnida, Ixodida, Ixodidae. Gene Ontology annotation, molecular function: acyltransferase activity, transferring groups other than amino-acyl groups. The coding region runs from base 124 to 2301 and encodes 725 amino acids.